Dermatophagoides farinae (American house dust mite) is the source of this 1134-nucleotide messenger RNA. RefSeq names its product trypsin II-P29. Gene Ontology annotation, biological process: proteolysis. Lineage: Eukaryota; Metazoa; Arthropoda; Arachnida; Sarcoptiformes; Pyroglyphidae. Gene Ontology annotation, molecular function: serine-type endopeptidase activity. The record is from RefSeq and is a predicted model, not a curated record.
AUGAUCACAUUACUUGCAUUUCAACUUGGCCAUUGUGAUCGAUUAGAUGAUUUGAUGAAAAAACAUUGGCAAUAUUGUGGACAAAGUUUACAUCGACGUACAACAUUAAUGCCAAACAAAACAACAACAACAACAACAACGACGACGUCGACGUCGACGGUGGCAAAAAUAACCGGUGAUAAUAAUCAAUUCUCAAAUGAAAAUAAUCAAACAUUUUUUGAAGCACGAUUCGAUUUUAUACUCAAAUCUCAACGCGUCUGUUCAUUUGAUUUCGAUAAUGACGAUGAAAGUGAAAGCAAUGAAUUAUCUGCACGAAUUGUUGGUGGUCAAAAUGCUGAACGACAUGAAUUUCCAUGGCAAAUUUCAUUACGACGUUAUAGUAAAACAUUAAAUAAAUGGUAUCAUUCAUGUGGUGGUGUUAUAAUCGAUUCCCGUUGGAUUCUUACCGCUGCACAUUGUGUUCUCGGUGCCAAAGAUCCUGACCAUUUUCGUGUUCGUGUUGGUGAAUAUGAUUACAGUAUGGAUGAAAAUUAUGAAAUGGAUUUCAAUGUUAGCCAUAUAUUUGCUCAUCGUAGUUUUAAUUUUCAAACUGUUGAAUCGGAUAUUUGUCUGUUGAAAUUAAAGGAAGAAAUCGAUUUCGGUCCUGAUUCGAAUAUUCGUCCAAUAUGUUUUCCACAGAUUCGAGCCAAACAAGCAAAAACAGAUGCCGAUGUUGUUAAACCUUCAACGUGUAUAUCAACAGGAUGGGGAAAAACUGUUUUUCGUGAGUUUGAACAAGACGGAGAAUUUCCAAAAAUUUUACAAAAAGUUUGUGUAGAUAUUGUCGAUCAUCAAGAUUGUCGUCGACGUUAUGCUGAAAUUAUCAAUGUUACCGAAACAAUGAUUUGUCUUGGUGAAGGUGGUAGUGGAACAUGUGAAGGUGAUUCUGGUGGACCAUUUCAAUGUAUAAAUAAUAUUACAAUGAUUACGAAUGAUACGGUUGAACCACGAUGGUCACUAUAUGGAUUAACAUCAUGGGCAGUUGGAUGUGCUGAAGAUCAAUAUCCAUCGGUAGCGACCAAUAUUGCCGUAUUACGUGAUUGGAUUUAUGAACAAAUAUCACAGCUCGAUCUAUCACCAUCAUCAUCAUCAUCA